UUCUCUCAGCUUCACAUGUAACUUUAUGGAAAAGGUGAUUUAAUAUCAUAAAUAAGGCAAUGUCUAGCACGAGGAGCUGCGACAAACGCGGGAUGUAAUAGUGUAACGAUUCCGUCCUCUCAAUGGGCGGGCACGAGGCUUAUACCACGGCGUGCGCCGAAGGGACGCAGUGACUGCUGGUAGGGCGCGCGCUCACCACGACCAUAACAUUAAAUAAUAUAUCGUGCCUACUUUGAUUUAUCUCGUAGAAAUUGUUCAGUACUCAGUUAAGUGAUAAUUAUUACUUAUAUUAAUAAGGUUUGCUGAAUACGGUGAGACUUAUUUGUGAGAAGGUGUCAUGACAGUUAAGAACCACUGGGCCCAGCUGGCCAAUGUACGAGGAGCGGUCAAUCAGAUUCUGCUGGUGUUUUUAAUCAAUGUUCCCACGGUGUCGUUUGGGCUGGCGCUGGGCUGGGUGUCUCUGGCGAGCGGGGAGGCGGGCGCAGCGGCCGCGGCGGUUGCGGGUGGCGGAGAUGAAGCUAAUCGGGGCGCCGUGGUCGCGGCCGUGACCACGUUUACAGCGUCGUUGGUGGGCGUACCGCUCAGCGCCCGUGCUCUGAACGCCGGAAGGAAGGCCGCGCUCAUCGCCACUUCGUCUUGCUUCGUGGUUUGCUGGUCGCUCAAGCUAGUAAGCGUGUGGGGCGGCGCGUGGUGCGUGGUGGUGGCACGCGUGGCUGCCGGGCUCGGCGGCGCCGCGGCUUGGGCCCUCGCUCCUUUGCUGGCAAGAGAAAUGUGUAGCGAGAAGUACCAAGGAGCUGCUGUGUCGGCGCUGGCGCUGGCUCAUAACUUUGGCGUCCUGCUCAUGUACCUCGCUGCUGACGCGGCGAUACCGCACAGGACGAUACUGUGGUGGUGCUUGGGACUGUCUGUCACACACUGCGUGAUUUUCGGAUUCGUUCCCGAGUCCCCGUCGUUUUUGGCAGCCAAAGGUAAAAUAAAGGAAGCUUGCGUGUCAUUGGCGUGGUUCCGAGGGUUGUCGGUGUCAGACCCUGCUCUGGAGACGGAGCUGCGGUCGCUGCCAUCCCCUGAGCGUGACCAGUCGUCCUGGAGCCUCGCGAAAGAAAUGCUAAGCGACCUACAGCGACGUCGAGCCUUCAUAAUUGGAGCCGUAGCGGUGAUAGGUCAGGAGGCUUGCGGCGUGCUGGCCAUCCUUCAGUACGCCGAGCGAGUGUUCGUUCUGGCGCGGGACGAGAGCGAGCCGCCGGCCCCGCUGAGCGCACGCCCCCUCCUCUCGACCAGCGCCCCGAUUGCCGAGCUGAUGUCUCCGGCGCGACACGCCGUUAUCAUCGGAGCCGUCCAACUUGUGAUGUCAGCCCUCUCACUCUACCUCGUCGAAAGGAUUGGACGUAGGCCGCUGCUAGUCGUGUGCGCGGUAUUGACGGGUGCAGCACUGGCGCUGGCAGCGGCGCUUACGGGCAUCACCUCGGGCGGUACCACUGUCGCCAUUGCCAUUGCUGUAGCAGCUGACUCUGCUGGUUUGCAGCCAGCACCCUACGCGCUGCUCGCUGAUAUGUUUCACUAUCAGUACCGCAGCUGCGCGCUAAUGCUGGUGAGCGCGGGUGGCUGCGCUGGCAACGCGCUGGAGGUGGCGCUGUUCCCGCUGGCGGCGACGGCGGGGGGACUGCGCGGCGCGCUGGGGCUGGCGGCCGCGCUCACUCUCGCGUACGCGCUCUUCGCGGCACUGCUUGUGCCGGAGACACGUGGCCGGUCUCCGGAGCAGAUAUACGCUGCUGUUGGUCCCGACCAACACGGCCGACCGAACGACUGCGAACGCGAACACGACUCUAAGUGCAGUGCACUCACCGUGUGCACGAAACUCCAGCAGCCCGCGAGCAGCACGGCGGUUACUGCUAGUAACUGCGGCGACGGCCUGCAGCUUCUGAAGACUUCGCUAGGGGAAAAUUACACCACUAAUACAAGUCUAUCAUCUGUUCAGUAUAGUUCGAACAUGGGUUUGCUGGACAAGUUGUCAGCGUGGAUAGGCGGUGGCGGCACGCAGGUGACGGUGCUGGUGCUGGGCUUGGACAGCAGCGGCAAGACCUCCACUCUGAACGCGAUGCGCCCACCUGAGCAGCGCAUCUCGCACACGCUGCCCACGGUCGGGCACCAACAGGACCACUUCCAGAGCGGUGGCGUGUCGUUCAGCGCGUGGGACGUGUCGGGCGCGGCGCGCAUGCGCUCGCUGUGGGAGCGUCACUACCGACACGCGCACGCUGUCAUAUUCGUCGUCGACUCGGCGGAUCACUUGCGGCUGGUGGUGGCCCGGGAAGAGCUGGAGCUGAUGCUGGCUCACCCGGACAUGUUCGGGCGCCGCACACCGCUGCUCGUGCUCGCUAACAAGAGCGACGCGCCGCACGCGCUGUCCGCCGCGCAUGUCGCCGCCGCUCUAGGUUUGGAGCGCAUCACCGACAAGCCGUGGCAUAUCUGCUCCUGCAGCGCUCUCACGGGCAUGGGUCUAGCUGACGGGAUUGCGUGGUUGGCGAGGCAGCUGCGGGAACAGCGCACCAAUCGCUAAAAUUGUCUUCAACCACAAUGUAUUAUAUAAUUUAACAAAAUUAUUAUAUAAUUAAAUUUUUGGUCAAACAAAGCGAUAUCAGUAUAACAACGAUCUAAGCCAAGUAACGGGCUUAGGGCGUACUGUAAAUCUUCAUCUGUAAUUACAUACACAAUAAGUAUAACACAUCUUAAAUUGAGCGUAUAAUAAUGCAACAGAAUAGCAUAUAUACUCAAGCAUAUAAUUAUAAUAAUAAUUUAAAAUAUUUGAGUUGUAAGAUAUAUUAGGUACAGUAAAGAAAUCUGUUACAUUGUUAGCCAGUUGUAUUCAAAACGGAAUGUAGAAGAAGAAUUAUGCAUUCAUUUAUAAUGAUCGUAACAAUAAAUAAAACGAAACUGAAUUUACGCGCCAUUAAAGUUUCCUCUGCAGCUGACGGACGAAUGGUCGCCGAGAGUCGGCCGCUGACUCGGCAAGAGACGUGACGUAGUUUUUGUGAAUUAGCCGAUAUUACAUUUACGAAUAUAUCUUUGAGCAAGCGAUUAUCUUCGCGACACUGUCGGAUACCUACACGAUUUGAAAGCAUUUACGGCUGUUCUCAGUUGAGAAAAGGUAUAUUAAACAUGUUUGUACAAAAUUAUGUACAAUUGACAAAGAACAAUGAAAAUCGUAGGCAGAUUUAAUAAAAAAUAUAUAUUUUGUAUAAAUAACAACGUAACACUGCGUGAGUAGGUAUUGUCGCGAAAUUAUUUUAACAUAAAAUUGUGCCGCGCCAUUUCACAGUCGUAAAAGCGCUGCUGCCGUCGGAGCGCCGCAUAAUGCGCCAUAGCGAUGUAGUCUCUGCUUUAUCUUUCAUUAUUUACGAAGAAUUAUAUCGUUUGUGUUCAAGACCGGUAAUUAAUAUUUCAAUAUUAUCCAUAAAUUUUAUUUGAAAUCGUUGAAUUCGGUUUUAGUAAUAAUAAUAAUCAUUUUUUUUAUUGUAUAAUAAUUAAGAAAUAAUCCCAUAUUUAAAUCGCACGUUUAUGUGGCAGCAGACAUGCAUGCAAUGGUUAAUAGAAUGAAAUAACAUUUAUAG
This is a messenger RNA of Nymphalis io (European peacock), 3605 nucleotides long. It is a transcript of the gene Arl6, whose product is annotated as solute carrier family 2, facilitated glucose transporter member 8-like. Gene Ontology annotation, biological process: transmembrane transport. The transcript is spliced from 14 exons. Gene Ontology annotation, molecular function: transmembrane transporter activity; GTPase activity; GTP binding. Lineage: Eukaryota; Metazoa; Arthropoda; Insecta; Lepidoptera; Nymphalidae. The record is from RefSeq and is a predicted model, not a curated record. Gene Ontology annotation, cellular component: membrane. Bases 338 to 2554 code for a protein of 738 amino acids.